Messenger RNA from Hippocampus zosterae (dwarf seahorse), 4471 nucleotides. It is a transcript of the gene dctn1b, whose product is annotated as dynactin 1b. Gene Ontology annotation, biological process: establishment of mitotic spindle orientation; nuclear migration. NCBI's taxonomy places the organism in Eukaryota, Metazoa, Chordata, Actinopteri, Syngnathiformes, Syngnathidae. Bases 279 to 4016 code for a protein of 1245 amino acids. The transcript is spliced from 31 exons. The record is from RefSeq and is a predicted model, not a curated record. Gene Ontology annotation, cellular component: spindle pole; axon; microtubule associated complex.
GUUUCCUUCGUUCCGUCCCCUCACACAUCAUUCCAAACGGUUUGAAUUUUUCCUACCGCUUAAAUCAAAGAGCGUUGAGCCGCAUUUGGCCCAGCGUGUACGUAUUGCUCGUUGGGAGGUGGGAGCCUGUGGCAGUGGCAGGCGGCUGCGGUUCGUCAGGCACCAGCUCGCACACCUCAGCGCAGUCGGCCGGUCUCCCCCCGCGGAUGGACGCGAGUGGCCCAAGCCGAGCAGCAGGCGACAUUUUCGGAUAAAGCCAGACGACCAGCAGCCCCAGAAUGAGCUCGGACGGCGACGGCGGCGGUGGGCGGCCCCCCAAGGUGGGCUCCCUGGUGGAGGUGAUCGGCAAGGGCCAGCGAGGCACGGUGGCCUACAUCGGCACCACCCUCUUCGCUUCGGGCAAGUGGGUGGGCGUCAUCCUGGGCGAGGCCAAGGGCAAGAACGACGGCACCGUGCAGGGCAAGCGCUACUUCACCUGCGAAGACGGCCACGGCAUUUUUGUCAGACAGUCGCAGAUCCAACUGGUGGACGACGGCGCCGACACCACGUCCCCAGAGACGCCCGAGCCCAGCGCCACCAAGGUGCCCAAGCGAGACAUCCAGGACACGUCAAAGUCCACCAAACUGCGAGGAGUCAAGGCCAAAAAGACGCCGGCUCCUCGGAAGACCGUGGCCAGAAGGCCCAAGCAGCCGAGCCGUUCCGGCGGCAAGGGGCCGUCGUCCGGCUCGGCCUCGGCUUCGGCCUCGGCCGGCGAGAUGAGCGGCAGCGAGGGCGGCACGCCCGCCCAGACGCCGCUGGCCGCCCCGGUCAUCCCGAGUCUGCACUCGCCCGGGAACCCGCCGCUGCCCGUGCCCAGCAAGGAGGAGGAGGCUCUGCGCGCUCAGGUGAAGGACCUGGAGGAGAAGUUGGAGACGCUGAAGGUGAAGCGCAGCGAGGACAAGUCCAAGCUGAAGGAGCUGGAGAAGCACAAAAUCCAACUGGAGCAGCUGCAGGAGUGGAGGACCAAGAUGCAGGAGCAGCAGGCCGAGCUGCAGAAGCAACUCAAGGAGGCCAAACGGGAGGCCAAGGAAGCCCUGGAGGCCAAGGAGCACUACAUGGAGGAGAUGUCGGACACGGCCGACGCUAUCGAGAUGGCCACGCUGGACAAGGAGAUGGCCGAGGAGCGCGCCGAGUCCCUGCAGCUGGAGGUGGACUCCCUGAAGGAGAAGGUGGAGGAGCUCACCGUGGACCUGGAGAUCCUCAAGCACGAGAUCGAGGAGAAAGGUUCUGACGGCGCUGCAUCCAGUUAUCACGUCAAACAGCUGGAGGAGCAAAACAGCAGAUUGAAGGAAGCUCUGGUCAGGAUGCGAGACCUGUCGGCGUCGGAGAAGCAGGAGCACGUCAAGCUGCAGAAGCAAAUGGAGAAGAAGAACGUGGAGUUGGACGCCUUGAGGGGCCACAAGGAGAAGCUGCAAGAAGAAAUGUCGGCGGCCGAGAAGACCGUCGACGAGCUCAAAGAGCAGGUGGAUGCAGCUUUGGGGGCCGAGGAGAUGGUGGAGACCCUAACGGAGAGGAACUUGGAUCUGGAGGAGAAAGUCCGGGAGCUGAGGGAGACCGUCACCGACCUGGAGGCCAUCAACGAAAUGAACGACGAGCUCCAGGAGAACGCCCGCGAGACGGAGCUGGAGCUGAGGGAGAUGCUGGACCUGAGCGCCACGCGAGCGCGAGAGGCCGACAAGCGGGCGGAGGCCGCGCAGGAGACGGUGGCCGACUACCAGCAGACCAUCAACAAGUACCGCCAGCUCACCGCUCACCUGCAGGAAGUCAACCGAGAGCUGACCAGCCAGCAGGAAGCCUCCGCCGAGCUCCAGCAGCAGCAGCAGCCGCCCGCAGAGAUGUUCGACUUCAAGAUCAAGUUUGCCGAGACCAAGGCCCACGCUAAGGCCAUGGAGAUGGAGCUGCGCAAGAUGGAGGUGACGCAGGCCAACCGGCACGUUUCCCUGCUCACCUCCUUCAUGCCCGAGUCCUUCCUGCGCCGCGGCGGCGACCACGACUGCAUCCUGGUGCUGCUGCUCAUCCCCAGACUCGUCUGCAAGGCGGAGCUGAUCAGCAAACAGGCGCAGGAGAAAUUCGAUCUGAAGGAGAGCGGCGCCGAGCCGACGGGACUUCGGGGCUCGGCGGGCGAGCGUCUGAGUUUCGCCGGCGGACUGGUCUACUCGCUGACUCUGCUGCAGGCCGCCCUGCACAAAUACGAGCGAGCGCUGUGCGUGUGCGGCGUGGAGGCGUACAAGAAGAUGGGCUCUCUGUACCCGGAGAUGAGCGUCCACGAGCGCUCGCUGGACUUCCUCAUCCAGUUGCUGCACAAGGACCAGCUGGACGAGACGGUCAACGUGGAGGCGCUCACCAAGGCCAUCAAGUACUACCAGCAACUGUACAGCAUCCACCUGGCAGAGCAGGACGAGGACUGCACCAUGCAGCUGGCCGACCACAUCCGGUUCACGCAGAGCGCACUGGACUGCAUGCGGGUGGAGGCGGGCCGCCUGCGGGCCUUCCUGCACGCCGGCCAGGAGAAGGCCCAGCUGGCCGUGCUGCUCGAGGACCUGGAGACGUCCUGCGGGGACGUGCGGCAGUUCUGCAAGAAGAUCCGCCGCCGCAUGCCCGGCACCGACGCGCCCGGCAUCCCCUCGGCGCUCGCCUUCGGCCCGCAGGUGUCGGAGACGCUGCGCGAGUGCCGCAAGCAGCUGACGUGGGCGGUGGCGCUGCUGCAGGAGGUGGCGGCGGCCGGCGCGCAGAUGAUGUCGCCGCUGGCCGAGCAGGAGGGGCUGGCGGCCGGCAAGCUGGAGGACGUGGCCUUCAAGGCCGCCGAGCAGAUUUACGGGCAUGCGGGCGCGAACCCGUACGAGUGUCUGCGGCAGUCGUGCUGCGUCGUCAUAGCGACCAUGAACAAGAUGGCCACCGCCAUGCAGGAGGGAGAGUACGACGCCGAGCGGCCUCACCCAAAGGUCGCGCCUCCCGCCGAGCUGCGGGCGGCGGCGCUCCGCGCCGAAAUGACGGACGCGGAAGGUUUGGGGAUGAAGCUGGAAGACAGGGAGACGGUCAUCAAGGAGCUCAAGAAAUCGCUCAAGAUUAAGGGCGAAGAAUUGAGCGAGGCCAACGUCCGGCUGAGCCUGCUGGAGAAGAAGCUGGACAGUUCGUCCAAAGACGCCGACGAGCGCGUGGAGAAGAUCCAAACCCUUCUUGACGAAGCCCACAACCUCCUCAAGAAGAAAGAGAAGGACUUUGAGGAGACGAUGGACGCCCUGCAGGCCGACAUCGACCAGCUGGAGGCCGAGAAGGCCGAGCUCAAGCAACGCCUCGGUGGACAGGCUAAGACGGCCGGCGACAGCCCGCGGGGGAGCGGCCCGCUCGGGCUCUUGGAGGAGCAAAAAGCGAGCCUGUCGUGCGCGUCGGCCGCCGGCAUCCAGGUGGUGGACUCGCCGCUGUUGACGCGUCAGCUGGAAGCUCAGCGACUUUGCAUCAAGCAGCUGAAGAACCAAAACAACUGGCUGAAGGCGGAGAAGAUGCGCAGCCAGCUGGCGGCGCUGCCCCCGUUGCGCGUCACCAAGCUGCCGUCCGGGGACAGGCCCGCCCCGCUCUCCGGCGCCCUCUACAGGAAGACGGACCAACUACUGGAGACCCUGCUGCAGAUGAGCGCCAACGUCAAAGUGGUCGACAUCACUGGCAAAUGUCCCGUGACACCGAGCGCUCAGCUUCUGGAGCAGACGGCGCGUUUGCAGUCACUGCGAGACACGCUCGACAGGCUCAAGGGCGAGGUGGCCGAACACGUGGUCAAGCAGCAGCCGGGCGCCCGAGUGCCGUCCGAUUUCGCCACCUUCCCCGCCGCCUCCUUCGUCAAGGCCAAGGAGGAGAACGGGGCCUCCUGCGUGCUGGUGGGCCGCGUGCUGGUCCCGUGUUCUCGGGGUCAGGAGCAGGUCCACCGCGUGCUGCUGACGCAAAGUCAACUCCGCCAUGUCCACGGCCUCCUCCUGCGCAACUGAACCUCCUCGUCCGGAACGGACCCGACGGCUUCGUGGCACGUGUUACGCUUGGCUGCUUGUGCGUGUUUAUUAGACCGCACUACAAAUGUGGAUUUUUUUUGUUUUUGAUGUUGAAGCCAAGUUUGCACAUCAAAGCCGACUCACUCAAAGCUCAGCCACCGAGCUCCGAGUGUCGUCGACGGGUUGCAAGAGAAAUACUGGAGGAAUCACAGAAAGGUAUCCAAGCGGACGUCCUCAUGCAUUUUGCACUUUGUAAAAAAAAAAAAAAACGGAAUUCAUUGAAUGGAAAGGCAGCACGCUAAACAGGUUUGCGGUUCUAAUCUCAGCUGUGGCCAUCCUGUGUGGCCGCUCUAAAAUUAUUUUGUUGUUUUAAAUGUGAUGCUUUUCAUGUUGCGGUUUUCUGUACGUGUCGUGUGCGAGACGCUGAUCAAUAAAGUGUGGCUAGUCAACCCUCA